Molecule: messenger RNA, 2721 nt
Organism: Salvia miltiorrhiza (redroot sage)
Lineage: Eukaryota; Viridiplantae; Streptophyta; Magnoliopsida; Lamiales; Lamiaceae
Exons: 2
Coding region: 781-1611 (276 amino acids)
Source: RefSeq, a predicted model, not a curated record
AGACUAUAGAAAUAGAGUAGCGCCAUUGCGUGUGUGACAGUGAAUGUCACCGCCUGCACUUUCUCUUUCAAGGUAAAACGCCAAAAAGUCCUCCACUCAUCCACUCCACCCACCCUCAAAUUCCCAAGUCUCUUUUAUGCAAAUUGACCCCAUAUAUUCUCUCGACUUCCAUGUUCACUUCCUCACGCUCUCUCUCCAUUUUCAGCGCAACUCAUUUGCCAGAAAUAUAUUGCGACUUCUUUUCACUGCGGCCAAUGGAGUAACUGGCUGCAUGAUUGAUUGGUUACCUGCACAAAUAUUUCUGCAGCGCGAUAAGGCUCUUGACAUGACAUGCACUGUGGAUUUCAAAAUUCGAACAUUUACAUGGGCAUGCUAGAUUUCUGUCUGCUUGUUUUAUUUAGCAUGUGGCGUGUAGGGAUAAGCGCGAAAUGAAAGGGGAAAUUGAAGAAUAAUCAUAUCAAGUUCACAAAGAGAGGCAGCUGCUUUAUUGCUUGGUACUUGUCUAUGGACAUGGAAACACAAAAAAAAGAUCAACUAUAAACUUGUGAACUGAUAUCUUUCCAGUACACUGUUUCAACGUUCAUAGCUAUUGUCUUUCCUUGUAAUAUGUUGGGCAUCUUGUGUAGCUUUCUACAUUGUAAAAACAAUGUCGUAUGUUUAUCCUGGUCCUCGAAAGCAUGAAGGUACUCGCGCUUUGUUUUUGAGAAGUUGAACUUUAAGCAUCUACAUUCACUUUGAUAGCUUGUGGCACUGAGGGGUGCAGACCAAAACAUAACUUCGAUGGAGGAUGUUCAUGUGUGUACCAACUGCGAUGAUGUCAUAUGUCCAAUAUGCUUGAACUUUCCUCACAAUUGUGUACUCCUUCAAUGCUCAUCAUAUGAGAAAGGAUGUCGGCCUUUCAUAUGUGGUACAGACCAUUUACAUUCGAAUUGUUUGGACCGUUAUAAAGAAGCAAAUGGGUGGUUAUCUGGUUCAAAAUCUAGCAAACCGGCAUGCCCCUUAUGUCGAGGAGAAGUUGCUGGAUGGACAGUGGUUGAUAAGGCUCGUGCACAUUUUGAUGUGAAGAAACGUUGUUGUGAAGAGGAAAAGUGCCCGUUUACGGGCUCGUACUCGGAACUCCAAAACCACGCAGAAGUAGAGCAUCCACAUGCAUGCCCUUCAAGAGUUGAUCCUGCACGUAAGCUUGAUUGGGAGAAUUUUCAGAGAUCCUCUGAGCUUAUCGAUCUCCUGACCACUAUACAUUCACAAGUCUCAAAUGGGAUCAUUUUGGGUGAUUAUGUGGUUGAGUACGAGGAAGAUAAUUCUGAAGAUGAUGAAGACGACGACUUCCAUGGGGAUGAGGGGAACUGGUGGAGAUCUUGUGUACUAUAUCAGAUAUUUGCAAGUCUUGGAAUAUUUAGAAACAGAAGAAGGUCUAGCAUCGGUGACUCCAGAAGAGGAAGCCGUCGUGAUACUUCUAUCUCUGAUGAAGGUUCAGUGUCGCCUGCGGAAUAUGCAGAUAAUGCUGAUGAAGUUGAUGGCGAGUUUACCGGUAGAAGGGAUCUUUCGAGAGAAAGAGCCUCUCAACGCAGGUCAGGACAUUUAUAUGUUUCCCUGCUUGAUCAUUCUUGAUUAUUUAGGUUCUGCUAGUAUUUUGAAUUAUUCUUUCAAUAUACGAACAUAACAUACUUCACAUUGUCUGGCAUAAUUCACACUUACCACAAAAUAAGUUCGUGGUAUUAACUAAUUUCCCAGUAUGUCAUUUUUGAGAGCAGAAAACACGUUGGGUCUAAAUAUGUUAGGUACUUCCGUUACAAAAUCAUUUGUGGCCUACUUGAUAAAAUAAAUACUGAAUGAUAUCAUACUCUAUCUAUCUUGGUUUCUUUUGGACAUUUCUGUGAAUUUGCCUCUUUCACAUUGUGAAUCAAAUUAAACCUCAUAUUAACUAGUUCCAUGUUUUAAGUAGAAAUAGCAUAAAUCUUAGUAAAGAUUUUUCUGCAUUGAUGUGAGAAAUGAUUCCUUAGAUACUCGGAAAUGGUCAAUAUGGACUGAAAAGGACAAAAAUAAAAGCUAAACUAGUCGACUUCUAGAAAAGUUAAAAGAAUUUGACUAGUAUGAUUGUUCACACACACAAAAAUGGAGAUUCCUGUUGUUGUAAAUGUUUAUCAUCAGUAGUAAUGUCAUGCAAAUUAGCGUUUUGCUAACUCUCUUAGUUGCAGUCGGGUCAUGACCAUAUGCAUUUACUGUUAUAGCUAAUUGGCCUACAUUUAACAUUCACAAUACCUGUCUCUCAGCUCUCGAAGGCAUCUCUCCCGCUUCAGUGACAACUAGGUAUGCUCUCUCGAGAUAAAACUUUGCACUCUUCUAAAUUUACGUAUCACCUUUUUCAUCUACGGUUCUUCACAUCAAGUGUUGCGCCUUUAAUUGAACAACCGUGGUCUUGGAAGAAAAGCUUUCAGAUGGAAAACCGGAUACUAGAUCAUCGUUCGUUCUUCCUUCAAGUAACCGUACGUUUCCUCUUCAAUGGAGGAUGCGGUCUUGGUGAUAAAUGUCGCUGAUAUCUGUGUUAAUUUCUGGAAGAUCAAGUUUGAGUUCAUCUAUUUCUAGACAUAGAUCAACCUCGAGAUCAUGUAUGUAUAUAUACAACCUUGUAUAGCUACUAUGAAUUUUUGUACUGUAUAUAUAGAACCUUGGGAUGGAUAUCUUCGUCCACUUAUCUUACAGUUGUUCUUGUUCUCGUUA